ACAGACAACCUAUUUUGGUGUAAAUGAAAGAGAAACUUACAAGUCCAAUACUUCUUUCUUUACUCGAAACAUCGAAAAAUAACCUGAGCAUUAUCAAAUCUGGUCGAUUAUCUCAGAAAAGUGAUAAACUCAUUUAAGUGAUUAAGUUGUUUCAAUAUUUACGUGGUGAUAUUGUUGUAAAGCUGUAGAAUGAAUAAUGCACCGCAGUUCUCGUUGCGCUGGAAUAAUUACGUAUCUCACGUAACAGAAGCGUUCAAUGUUCUCCGUUUUGAAAACGAUCUAGUGGAUGUAACGCUGUGUUGCGAUGGAGGCAAAAUUAAAGCACACAAAAUGUUGUUAUCUGCAUGUAGCAGUUACUUCAAGCAAAUAUUCAAAGAGAAUCCAUGUCAACAUCCAGUGAUCAUAUUCAGAAACUUCAAGUUUGAAGACCUCAAUGCGAUCAUCAACUUUAUGUACCAUGGUGAGGUGAACAUAUUCCAAGAACAGUUGGAAUCAUUCCUCAUAACUGCUGAGCUACUAGAAGUUAAGGGUUUGACUGAUAACAUGGAGGAUGAAUCAUCUAAAAGCCAGUUGAGGAUAACAGACAACACCUCUUUAGAUUUAAGUACUAAAUCAAGUAGAAUGACUGAGGAUAUUGUGCCUAUAUUGUCUGAUGAACCAAUUAACUUAGCUACUAUGCAGAGUUCCAGAGAAGAGUACAUUCCACAACCUAUCACAUUGACAAGCAACCCGAGCAAAAGUAUUCCAGAACAAGAAAAUGGUACUGUUGAAAUGCAGCCGGAAACUUCAAAGUCUGAAGAUAAUGUGAAAUUGAAAACAGCACCAUCUACUAGUGAAGAAAUGCAAGUUGAUACACAAUCAACGUCAGUUGAAGAUUUAUCAGAAAAAAAUAGUUCUGAAUCAGAACUGGCGAAAUUUCGCUGCCAAUUGUGUCCAAAAGGUUUCAAGCAUCCCACUUCACUGACAUUACAUAAGGAUUCACACGCAGGAAAGACACAAUGCCCAGUGUGUCAUCGGUCUUUCUCAAGGUCCUAUGACAUGAGGAGUCACCUGCAAAGGAUACACCAAGGAAAACAACUGACUAUUAAGGAGAUUAGAUAUAAGAAUACCAAUGACAAUGUGGCCCCUAAGCAGUUUACCCAUCAUAUUUAGUUAUAGCUUUAUGGUAACCAAGUUACCUAUUAUAGCACUCAGUGCAAACACCUAGAACUGUCUUUAUAUAUUAUAGAGUUUAUGUAUAACAGCUAUUACUUAUAUUGAAAAUAAAUAUUAUUAUUUACUAUUUUUAUUAAAAGUCACAAAUGAUAUUGCUCAGUGCUAGCUUUGGCUAUUUUUAUACUAGUCUGUAAAAUACUGUUUUAAUAUAAUAAUUGUUUCCAUUA
Helicoverpa zea (corn earworm) is the source of this 1382-nucleotide messenger RNA. Its product is annotated as broad-complex core protein isoforms 1/2/3/4/5-like. The record is from RefSeq and is a predicted model, not a curated record. The transcript has 2 exons. Gene Ontology annotation, molecular function: protein binding. Gene Ontology annotation, cellular component: nucleus. Lineage: Eukaryota; Metazoa; Arthropoda; Insecta; Lepidoptera; Noctuidae. Bases 190 to 1152 code for a protein of 320 amino acids. Gene Ontology annotation, biological process: regulation of transcription by RNA polymerase II.